AUGGCGCUGGGCGAGGCAACGCGCGUGGCGCUGCAGGUGUUCAAAGCGACGGGCGGGCUGGUGUGGAAGCGCCACCCCAUGAACCACACGCGCCGCGCCAACGCCAAGACGCGCCACGCGCGCAUCCGACAGGCGGAGGAGGUGCUGAGAGUGUGUGCUGCUGCGCCGCCACAUGCUGCUGCUGACUCCGCCCACUCCCCUCCUCCCCACGAGGCGGCAUCGGGGCAGCAAGCACAUGGCACAGCACAGCAGUGA
Closterium sp. Naga37s-1 is the source of this 255-nucleotide messenger RNA. NCBI's taxonomy places the organism in Eukaryota, Viridiplantae, Streptophyta, Zygnematophyceae, Desmidiales, Closteriaceae. The record is from the annotation of a GenBank genome assembly.